Molecule: messenger RNA, 1674 nt
Organism: Apiotrichum porosum
Lineage: Eukaryota; Fungi; Basidiomycota; Tremellomycetes; Trichosporonales; Trichosporonaceae
Exons: 10
Coding region: 1-1674 (557 amino acids)
Biological process (GO): transmembrane transport; carbohydrate transport
Cellular component (GO): membrane
Molecular function (GO): carbohydrate:proton symporter activity
Source: RefSeq, a predicted model, not a curated record
AUGACAGCCGACAGUACGACUAUGGCAGGCGAGGCAAAGCCUACCAUUGAACACCUCUCCAUCCGCGACGACGCGGACGGACUGGAGGUCAAAGGCGACGAUGUGCAACACAGCGGUUUGGGAACCGAGUUUGUGAGGUCGGCCUGGGACGACCUUAGCUAUAAAGAAACGGUCAAAAUGUUCUGGAGGGGUAUCCUCGUCUGCUUCGUCGCAGCCUUCAGCGCGUUCACAGAUGGCUACCAGAUUGCGAUGAUCGGCAACAUCAUCGCAUUCAAGGGCUUUGUCAACCAGUUUUCGACGGAGACCAACUCGAGCGGAACCCCGAUCCUGGCGGCCGAUGUUCUUUCGGCCUGGAACGCUGUGGGAUCGGUGAUGCAGUGGUGUGGCAUGAACUUAUUUCCUCUUAUUUCGGAUCGCUUUGGCCGUCGCUGGUGUAUGAUCUCUUACUGGGUCGUCAUUGCCGCGGGAUGCGCUUGUGAAAGUGGUGCCCGCGACUGGAGGGUCUGGCUCUUGGCCAAAAUGUUUGUUGGCCUUGGUGUCGGUGCGAUGCAGGUCACCAUGCAGUGCUAUCUCACCGAGAUGUCGCCUACCUCCAAGAUCCGUGGCGCUAUGCUCUCCUGCUACAAUUUCUGGUGGGUCACCGGCAUGUUCAUUGGCACGGUGGUCAUCACGAUUCUCAACAAGAAGGAUUCGAACAACUGGUUGCUCGUCAUCUACAGCCAGUGGUCGCAAGUCGGGGCUAUGGGCAUCAUUUAUGUCUUCUUGCUUCCUGAAUCGCCUUGGUGGUAUGCUCGCCAGGGAAAGCAUGAGCAGGGCGUCAAAGCACUCAGGCGUCUGUACGGCAAGAUUGCCGGUUACAACCCCGAGGAAGAAUACGCCAUUCUGCAGCACACUGUUGAGCACGAGCGCGAGUACGCCUUGGCCAACAAGGAGAUUUCCUGGUUGGCUAUUUUCAAGGGUGUCAACGGAUGGAGAACGUUUGUCGCUUGCUACGAGUUGACGGCCGCGGGCUUUGUUGGUCAGAGCUUCUUGUCGACCUACGUGGUGUACUUCUUUGAACUCGCUGGGUCCACCGAUCCAUUUGCAAACACUUGCAUUACAUCCGCUCUUGGCAUCGCCUGCACCGUCUUUCUGCUGUUCGGUCUGGACCUCGUGGGUCGCCGCCGAAUGAUCACCUAUGGUGUAACUACCAUGUGGUUCUGCCUGUUCAUUAUCGGCUGCAUGAGUCUCGUAAAGAACCAGACCAAGGCCAUGAAUGGCUUCCUCAUCUUCCUGGCUUGUCUCUGGACUGUGUCUUUCAACUUGGCCAACGGUGCAGGAUGGCCACUCGUCGGUGAAGUCCCCAGUAGCCGACUCCGCGCCAAAACGGGAGGCUUUGCGGCAUCCGUCUCCGUCGCCUUUGGUAUCGGCGUUGGAUACGGGACACCGUACAUGAUCUCCGAGACCGACCUCAACUGGGGCCUGAAGACUUGCUUCUUCUUCGCCGGCCUUUCCGCACCCCUCGUAGUUGGUCUGUGGUUUGUCAUUCCGGAAACCACAGGUCGCUCAGCUGCAGAGCUGGACGAAAUGUUCGAGGCAAAGGUUAAGCCCUGGCGCUUCCGCAAGUACGUUACCGAUGCGCAGCGAUUUGGAACUGUCGCCAAGGAGUCUGCUCCGCAGACCGCUACCUCGUAG